CCUAGCCUGUGGAUCAUGGCAAAUUUGAGCCAGCCCUCCGAAUUUGUCCUCUCGGGCUUCUCCUCCUUCGGUGAGCUGCAGGCUCUUCUGUAUGGCCCCUUCCUCAUGCUUUAUCUUCUCGCCUUCAUGGGAAACACCAUCAUUAUAGUUAUGGUCAUAGCUGACACCCACCUACAUACACCCAUGUACUUCUUCCUGGCCAAUUUUUCCCUGCUGGAGAUCUUGGUAACCAUGACUGCAGUGCCCAGGAUGCUCUCAGACCUGCUGGUCCCCCACAAAGUCAUUACCUUCACUGGCUGCAUGGUCCAGUUCUACUUCUACUUUUCCCUGGGUUCCACCUCCUUCCUCAUCCUGACAGACAUGGCUCUUGACCGCUUUGUGGCCAUCUGCCACCCACUGCGCUAUGGCACUCUGAUGAGCCGGGCUGUGUGUGUCCAGCUGGCUGGGGCUGCCUGGUCAGCUCCUUUCCUAGCCAUGGUACCUACUGUCCUCUCCCGAGCUCAUCUUGAUUACUGCCAUGGCAACGUCAUUAACCACUUCUUCUGUGACAGUGCACCUCUCCUGCAGUUGUCCUGCUCUGACACUCGCCUAUUGGAAUUCUGGGACUUUCUGAUGGCCUUGGCCUUUGUCCUCAGCUCCUUCCUGGUGACCCUCAUCUCCUAUGGCUACAUAGUGACCACCGUGCUGCGGAUCCCCUCUGCCAGCAGCCGCCGGAAGACUUUCUCCACCUGCGGGUCUCACCUCACACUGGUCUUCAUUGGCUACAGUAGUACUAUCUUUCUGUAUGUCAGGCCUGGCAAAGCUCACUCUGUGCAAGUCAGGAAGGUCGUGGCCUUGGUGACUUCAGUUCUCACCCCCUUCCUCAAUCCCUUUAUCCUUACCUUCCGCAAUGAGACAGUUAAAACAGUGCUACAGGGGCAGAUGCAGAGGCUGAAAGGUCUUUGCAAGGCACAAUGAUGAGCCUGGGGCCCGGAGGGACCUGGCCUGCCUCCAUCGAGCAGUUCUGUGGGGAGGGA
Molecule: messenger RNA, 1016 nt
Organism: Mandrillus leucophaeus (drill)
Lineage: Eukaryota; Metazoa; Chordata; Mammalia; Primates; Cercopithecidae
Product: olfactory receptor 6V1
Exons: 1
Coding region: 16-957 (313 amino acids)
Biological process (GO): G protein-coupled receptor signaling pathway
Cellular component (GO): membrane
Molecular function (GO): G protein-coupled receptor activity; olfactory receptor activity
Source: RefSeq, a predicted model, not a curated record